Messenger RNA from Cimex lectularius (bed bug), 992 nucleotides. RefSeq lists its product as uncharacterized. The transcript has 2 exons. Lineage: Eukaryota; Metazoa; Arthropoda; Insecta; Hemiptera; Cimicidae. The coding region runs from base 64 to 849 and encodes 261 amino acids. The record is from RefSeq and is a predicted model, not a curated record.
ACCAGGAUAACCGGCGGUAUUUAAAAACAAUUGACGUGAAAAUCCUCUCAGUUAAUAACAAUCAUGCAAAUGCGCCGGGGAUUACUUCUCACCUUCUUGUUGGUGUGCAGUGUCGCUGCAAACUGGGAUCUCGAAGGUGUUCAGUAUUCACAGAAUGCUCAAAGCCUACGUGCCAAUACCCAGAGGAACCCAGAUGUAUACCGCGAACCUAGAUUUGAUGCAAGAUUUGAUGGACGUCGUAAUGGACGUGAAAGCCGACCUAGGUUCCAAGAUGGCCAAGUAAAUGUUGGUCAACUGCAGAACGUCAACAGCCAGACUCAAGAUUCUGUACUAAACUCAAACCAUGAACAAGAUUCACUUUUGCUUUCUAAUCAGGACAGGUUUGGAAAUGCCUAUCGUGAACCUUGUACAAGAGGCAACAUCGUCAAUAUUUACCAGACGUCAAGAAAUUGUAGGAAUCAUCAACUUGACCCGUUGGACCUUCAAGAACAACCCAACUCUCCUUAUGUAGAUGGACCAUACCUAAACCAACAAGGUGUAGAUAACUAUCGUCUAUACCCUGAGUCCGCUCGUCAACAAUUAAACGGACAAUAUUCCGAACCAAUGUACCCGGAUCAAGUUGAUCGCCGCAGCCACCCAACUCAGACAUUGUAUCCUGUCCCACAACCAACUAGGCCAACACAUUCAUCAACCCAAGACCAAAAUGUCAAUGUUGGCCCUCAAGAAGUAAAUCCUGUAGGAUUUUCCAAUGCUGAUUCAAGGGCAACGACUGCAACCAAUGUCUAUUUGUCCUGCCCAAACGAGCGCAACUCUCAACGCACUAAUGUUCGCAGGACAGCCAACCCUUGAAUUCCACUCACGGAAUGAAUUCUUCUGAGCAAUACGAAAAAAUUAUUCCAAUUUGCAUUUUUAAAUGCAAUAUGAGCUUUGACUAUUCAGUUUCCACAUCUCCAACAAAAUUGACAUACUCAAUUAAACAGAUAUGAAAAAUA